Molecule: messenger RNA, 2708 nt
Organism: Miniopterus natalensis
Lineage: Eukaryota; Metazoa; Chordata; Mammalia; Chiroptera; Miniopteridae
Source: RefSeq, a predicted model, not a curated record
AGAGACAUCAUGAUGAUAUAUGAAGAAAAUGCUGAGGAAUGGGCUCUGUACUUGAGGGAAGUUUUUUCACAUACUGUGAAAAGGGAAGCAAUCCUGCUGUAUUGCUUGGAGAAUUACUCUCUUCGGGAUCUGGAAUUGCAGAGUUUAAACUCUUACGAAUGCAAACUUUUGAUACUAUCAGAUAGCCUGCUUAAAGACCUCACUCCAAAGAAAUGUCAGUUCCUGGAAAAGGUACUUCAUCCACCAGAAAGCGUGGUUACCCUGCUGUGUGGGGUGACGAGUUCAGACCAGCUCUACAAAUUGUUAAAUAUCUCUGGAGGCAGAUGGGAGAUCUCAACUGAGCAGGGGCCUGAAGACUACAUCUCUGUAAUCGAGAGCAUCAUAUUUGGAGGUUCUAAUGACUACCUUGAGGUCACUAUUCCAACAGACUUAAGAGUGGAACCUUCUGGGGAAGUGAGUGAGAGAAAGCGAACUGAAGAAUUCACCCAAGUUUCAGGAAGCAGUGGGCCACUGGCGCUGGUGCUUCCCACUGAAGUGCCCUGUGAGAAUCCUGGUGAAAUAUUUAUUAUUUUGAGAGAUGAAGUAAUUGGUGAUACUGUGGAGGUUGAAUUUACAUCAGAUAAUAAAUGCAUUAGAACACGGCCAGCCCUCUGGAAUAAAACAGUCUGGUGUAUGAAAGCUUUAGAUUUUCCUGCUGGCUCUGUCAAUGUCAAUGUUUACUGUGAUGGAAUCAUUAAGGCCACAACAGAGAUUAAAUACUAUACAACAGAAAAGGCUGAGGGGAGCCUAUUGGGAGCGGCAGGUCCAGGAGAUGGUGUGUGCCAGAAUGACAUGGAAGAACUUGAUGAUAUUCUCACAUUCAUAUUCAAACAAGAGAUACCAUAUUAUAAGUUCCGAUCUCCCCAAACUGAAAUCUGCCCUCAAAAAGAAUAUGCUCAUUUCAAAGAACUUCCAACUCUUCUCCACUGUGCAGCAAAAUUUGGCUUAAAGAACUUGGCCAUUCAUUUGCUUCAAUGUUCAGGAGCCACCUGGGCAUCUCAGAUGGAAAAUUUGGAAGGUUCAGAUCCAGCACAUAUUGCUGAACGGCAUGGUCACAAAGAACUCAAGAAAAUCUUUGACGACUUCUCAAUCCAAACAAUCAGUAGAAAUAAUGAGCCAGAACAUGACUAUGAAGAGGAUUUUCCAUCACUUUCUGCAUAUUUUCCAACCCCGCAGAGCCCAGCGUGGAAAAUGUUGGAAGGCCAAAUGGAAAGAAGUCAGAGUUGGUGCAAUUCCAGUGCAAAACAGGAAACAGGAGGUGAACCCGAAGGAGAGGAAGAAAAGACAGAAGCUGCAAAGGAGCUGGAGGAGGAAGACCCGUACACCUUUGCUGAGAUCGAUGACAGUGAAUAUGACAUGAUACUGGCCAAUAGGAGUACAAAGAAAAAACUUGGAGGCCGGUCUUUCAUUAUAAACAGACCUCCUGCCCCCACGCCUCGACCCACAAAUAUCCCUCCGAAAGCAGAAACCACACCUUACAUAGCUCAAGUGUUUCGACAAAAGGCAGCCAGAAGACAAUCUGAUGGUGACAAGUUCCCUGGUCCCAGGAAACAAGACAGACCUCGGGUGGAGAGUCAAGCCUUUUCCACUUUGAGAAGCUGCCUGGCCACUGGGCAAGAAGAACUCAUCCUCCUGCAGGAGCAAGUGAAGAGCGGGAAACUAUCUAUGGACCAAGCCCUUAAGAAAUUUAAACAAUGGCAGAUGGGAAAGACAGGCCUGGAAAUAAUUCAGCAGGAAAAACUUCGACAACUACGAGAUUGCAUUAUCGGGAAGAGGCCGGAAGAAGCAAAUGUCUAUGAUAAGCUCACCAUUGUGCAUCAUCCAGGUGGUAAUGAAAGUGUCCACAAUGAAAAUACUUUAUAUAACAUACCCUUCGGCAAUAAGCCUCCUGUUCGACUCCAAGUUGAAAAGGAGUUUGGUUUCUGUUGCAGAAAAGAUCACUAAGGAAGGUUAUUAUAAUGAAACAAGAAUCUGCAGACACUGUGCUUUCUGGGUGAAGCAAGCUUGCAUUUGGAUUGCCUGCUGUCUUCAGGGAAAAUCUAUACUAUGAAACAAAAAGCAGUCCUCUGGAUUUCAGAUUUUAUUAUUGCCACAAUUUAUUGACAUUGUAUCUACUUCAGAUGGGUAUAUCAAGCCUAAAAUUGAAUGCCAUAGAGCAAUUGCAUUCUUUGAAAAUGAAAUUCUUGCAUCUUACAAUGCACUUUCCCACUGAAGCAGCUAUUUUCCAUUUUGAAAACUGAAGGAAAACAAGAGCAGAAAAGUUAAAUGCUCUAUAGCAUUUAUUGGGGCUGUUUUAGGCACUGACCUUAAUAAAUUACUCCUCCUGCCCUUAGAAUAAUGAUGAAAAUACAAAUUUGUUUAGUACACAUUUGCCUUUUAAGUGGCUGGUCCAUUUCCUGAAUUUCUCAUAUUCAAAACUAUUAUUGUCACAUGAUGUUUGCAGUAAUCUUUCCUUAUUUAGUGCUUAUUUGCAUGUAACCCUGAGAACAUUAUUUUUCUAACUUUUUGUAUCUCAUAUUGAUAUACAUUUCUACAAUCUGUAUUCCUUAUUAAAAGAUUUACAAUUUCAUCAACUUAUUGCUUAGACACAAUUUAUUAGCAUAGAAUAGAAAGUGGUUUUACCAUUCUAUGAUCUUCAUGCACAAUUGCUGCAAAUAAAAUGAAUGUUU